ACGUAGCUGAGUGUCAUUGGUAGACGGGCGAUUCCGAGUUAACACAGCUGCAAGGAGCAAUCAACGCACAGGAAAGAGAAGCAGGAAACUCCUUGCUCUUUCCAUACCCAACAUGGACAUUGAAGUGUUGGUAGUCGGCGCAGGUAUAAGCGGUCUGAGUGCUGCUAAGUGGUUGAUAGAAGCCGGGAUUGGUGUCGUUGUACUUGAAGCUCGUGACCGUGUUGGUGGCCGUACGCUCACUAAAAAGGAUCCGAAGGUCAAUUAUGUUGACAUCGGAGGAGCGUAUGUUGGACCAACACAAAAUCGACUUCUUCGCAUGGCCAAAGAAUUUGGAAUAGAAAAUUAUAAAGUAAAUGAAGUCGAAGACCUUUUGCAUUACAAAAAUGGAAAACGAACACGCUUUAGAACUGGUACGUUACCUGGACGAAGAAACCCCUUCGUGGCAAUGGAUAUUAAUAACAUUAUGUGGCUGAUGGAUAAAAUGGGCGAAGAGAUACCUGCCAAUGCUCCUUGGGCUGCUCCUCACGCUGAAGAAUGGGACACUAUGACUUACAAGGCAUUUUUGGAAAAAAACUGCUGGACUCAAGGAGCUAUUGAUUUUUUUAAGCAUUUCAUCACUAUCAAUAUAACAUCAGAGUCUUACGAAGCAUCUUUGCUCAGUUUCCUUUGGUACAUAAAACAGUGUGGUGGAACUAAACGAAUAUUUUCGACUACCAAUGGCGGACAGGAAAGAAAAUUCAAAGGAGGAACUCAACAAAUCUGCGAAAAAAUGGCAGAAAAAUUAGGUGAUGGAGUUGUACUUUUGAAUAGUCCAGUGGUUGGAAUUGAUCAAGAGGACAAGGAUGUGGUUUUAGUAAAAGCUUUAAACGGUAAAGAUUAUAAGGCUCAUUACGUUAUUCUGGCAUGUCCACCUAUACUGCAAAUGAAGAUUCACUUCAAACCUUCACUCCCUCCUCUCCGUAAUCAGUUGAUGCAGAGGAUGCCGAUGGGCUCUGUAAUGAAAGUCAUUCUGUAUUACAAGACAACAUUCUGGAGAGAAAAUGGGCUUUGCGGAUCAAUGUUGAUUGAAGGAGGAGAUGAGCACCCUCUAUUCCUGGCUUUUGAUGAUACGAAACCAGAUGGUAGUUAUCCUGCCAUUAUCGGUUUCAUACUAGCUGACAAAUGCCGCCGUAUGGGAAGUUUAAGUCCCGAAGAAAGGAAAGAAAAAGUUGCUUGGAGUUUAGCAGAGGCAACUGGAUAUCAAGAAUUUCUGAAGCCUAUUCAUUAUGAAGAGAAGAACUGGAUGGAGGAACAAUAUUCUGGUGGUUGCUACACUGCAAUGUACCCUCCUGGCUUAUUUACAAGAUAUGGAAAAGUCCUGAGGGCACCUAUAGGCCGACUGCAUUUCGCGGGCACCGAGACUGCAGUGAAAUGGUCUGGUUACAUGGAAGGAGCUAUUGAAGCUGGAGAAAGAGCUGCCAGAGAAAUACUUCAUAGAAUGGGCAAAAUUACUCGUGAUCACAUUUGGCUAGAGGAACCUGAAUCGGAGGAUGUUGUGGCCAAGCCAUUUGUGAGCUCCUUCAAAGAAAAGUACACUCCAUCCGUUCCAGGCUUUAUAAAGAUCAUUAUUGCAUCAACCGCUAUCGGAGCUGCAACUUACGCUUGUUCAAAAUUUCUUAUUAGAAGAAAAUUUUUGUAAAAUUAUUUUAAUUUCAUAUAAAUCAAAUUUUGCUGUCUCAUUAAAAGUUAUUUUAAUAUUUGAAUAAAGUAAUACGAUAUGGGA
Stegodyphus dumicola is the source of this 1762-nucleotide messenger RNA. Its product is annotated as amine oxidase [flavin-containing]-like. Lineage: Eukaryota; Metazoa; Arthropoda; Arachnida; Araneae; Eresidae. Gene Ontology annotation, cellular component: mitochondrion. Gene Ontology annotation, molecular function: primary methylamine oxidase activity; flavin adenine dinucleotide binding. The record is from RefSeq and is a predicted model, not a curated record.